AUGGAAGUAUUUCGUGCGGAAACAGGAAAACGUCUUAGAGUCUCUAAGAGGUUUGAGAGCUUGGGUGCUUUUAAAGCAGAAAUCGAACAACUGUCCGGUGUCUCAAUAUCUUCACAGAUCUUAAUAACAAGUGCUGGAAUUCAACUUAGAGAUGAUAUAGACAUCAAAGUAACAUUCUUUUAUGUCGUUCUCGCGUUUUUUCCACUUAGUGAGCUGUUAGAUUCUAAACUUGCUAUCAAUAUAGAAUCUCUUAAUGAAAAAUUGAAUUUAGAACCUUCUAUAAUUGCAUCGAUCACCACACUUGCAACUGAAAAAGCUCAAUAUUCUUCCACAUUAAAUAAUUUGAAUAUUUCUGAUGAAUGCGGCACUUAUGCUAAUUUGUUCCAAAAGAAUCAUUCUCAAGGACAGAUGUUCAUAUCCAAAUCCUUUUUAUCUUCGAAGUCAUUCAUUAAAGCAGCCGCCAUUCAUACUGAAAUUUGUGAACGUCUACAUCAAGAACAAAGAGUACAACUAAUGGCUUUGGAUGUUGCCCUGUCGAAUCUUGAUUCUCAUUGCCGCUCGAUUGUCGAAGUUCACGAGGUAUUUAACGCAUUUUCCGAAAAGGAGAUUAACAAGCAAGAUAUGUUGAUUAAAAGUUUGCCAAUAGAUAUAGAAAUUAUUCGUAAUAUUUCCGUUCAUCCAGAACUGUUAAAAUCCGCUGGCAUUGGCGUGGAUGGUCAGAGAUCAUAUUCAUUGGCUGAUUUUAUAUCUCUUGAUGAGUUUACAACUCUAGCUGAAAAAGGACGAGACACAUAUGGUCAAUUUUCUCGGAAUGUGAAAGAAUUGGAAGAUACGGUUCAACGCGUAAAAUCAGGUACAGAAAUGUUAAGAAAAAGGAAAUAUAACAACAAUUUUUCUACAAUGGAGAGCACUUUGGUCCAAAUUCGAGAAGGAUAUGCAAGACUAAGAAAACAUGCCGAGACAAUAGAGCGAGAUCUCUCACGCGUUCAAAGUAAAAUUUCCGAAAUUCUAAAAUCAAAUGCUAGAUCCUUAUCCUCACAAUCAAUAAGCACUUUCGAAGCUCUUGCUGAAUAUCAUGCGAAGGAAUAUUUGCCUGAUAUGCAACGAUUAGAUGAAUGGUUACGUGAACAAGUAGUAUUUUUUGUAAAAUGCAAGAAUGCUAUGACGUCAACGAUGAUUUCUAGUCUUCAACAAAUAUCUUACUUUGAAUCAACUAUUGCUGGUAUCCCGGGCACUUUGAGUUCUCUUGAGUCUGAGAUUAAAUUAAAGUCUCAAGAAUUUAAAAAGUUAUCUAAUAUACGUCAAAUACCUCUUGCCUAUGCCAUGACCCUAAUCGAAAUUUUGAGACGAAGCGAAUAUACUAAAUUAUUUCUCUCUAAAGCCCAACAAUUGGCAGAGGCUAUGGCCAAUUUCCGAAAUUUAGAGCAAAAAAGACGUGAUAAUUAUCGCUUGGAUGUUAAAAGUUAUGUUCCCUUGAACAUUUCAGCUUUGGAUGAUAGUCCUCCAAUGUGUGAGGUUUCUACUUUGAAUCUCAGAGAUGAUCGGCUACCAUCCUUUUCAAAAGCCGAUGUUAAAGCCUUUUUUGACCUGAUUGAAAAGAUUCGACCUGUGAUUUUGUCUCAAGCAUCACUAUUUAAAUCACAAAUUGCUGCUUCUUCUUUAUUUAAAACUCAAGAUCAGCAAACAAUCCAGCAAACUGUUAUAGAUAUUUUAUCGUCUUUGCAAUCAAAAUCGGCCAGAUCAUAUGGCCAAAUUGAAAGGAUGGAUAUAGAAUUCGAUAAAAUCGUAGAAAAGAGUUUCCAUUUGGAACGACUUGAUAUUGAUAAAAAUAAUCAAACGUUGUCCCGUCCAGUUUCGAUUUUCGAAGGCAUGUGUCGGUCACUUGCACCACCGUCACCGCAAAUGGGUCGGCGGGCAUCUCGUACAUCACGACAAAGCUUUUCUGAAGAUAGUGGCUCGACAGUUGACAGUACUACUGAUCGUUUACUACUUGAAACGCUUAAAGAAUUGGAUCGAUCAAAAGAAACGAUCAAGAAAUAUGAAGCUAGAAUUAAAAAACUCGAAGAUUUGUUACACACUAAUUAUCAAUCGUCUAAAAGUUCUACGAUGCUUACCGACACACAUAAAUCAGAUUCAAAGUUUUCCAUUUCAGCUAUUGAGCAAGAGUUAUCUGACUUACGCUCACGUUAUAAUGAACUCGAAUCUAUAUACAAUUCUGAACUAAAUAAUAAGGCUGAAUUAGAAAUGUUUCAUUUACAAUUGAAAAAGUCACAUAAUGAAAAAAGUAAUCAAUUGGAAGAACUUCAGAAUCACGUUAAUGAAUUAAACAAAGCAUUGCUUGAUGAAAGAUCUGAAAAAAAGACACUUUGUGACAAAUAUGAUAGUAAGUUUCAGGAAUUGGAAGCACUUUUGCAUGAAUCUAACAGGAAAAAUGCAGACUUAAAGAAGGAACUGGAAGCAUUGAAAGCCGAUAAUGAACUUGUCAAAAAAGAAAAAGACGCAGUAGAAGCAGACUUAGAGAAAAAAUUAGAAGUAUUGAAAGCCGAUAAUGAACUUGUCAAAAAAGAAAAAGAUGCAGUAGAAGCAGAAACCAUAACGUUGGAUUCUAAAGUUAAUAAUAUUUUAGCUGAAAAUAAUAAAUUAAAAAGUCAGUUAGAAGACGGUCAAAAGCAGAAUGAAGAAAGAGAGAGAUUGCACAAACAAGAACUUGAUCAACUUCAGAAACAAUCUGAUGAAAGAUCAGAAAAUGAUAAACAAAAUAUGCUCCAAGAAAUUGAAGGCUUGAAACAAGAAAUUGAAGAUUGGAAACUAAAUUUAGAAAAGAUGAAUUCUGCUCGAGAAGAUUUGGAGCAAGAUCUCGCCAGGUCACGAGAAAAGGUUAAGUCUGUAGAACAAGAUUAUAACGAACGCACUAAGGCUCUCGCCGCGGCGGAAAAAUUAAUUAAAGACAUCUCCGAAACAAUUAAUGAAUAUAUGUAUAUUGUUACAUCUAAUGAAGUUUCAUCUAAUUCGGAACAGAUGGAAUCAGGGGAUAAUCUCGAUCCUAUAAUCAUGAUACGAAAGGUGGGAGACGUUGCAAAAUAUCUAGAUCAAAAAUUGCGUGAAACAAGUCAGUCAGUAGAUACAUCAUCAACUUUGAACACAAACUUGGAACAUUCACUUAGUGAAUUGCGUCGAGUGUUGGAAGAACGAACAGAAUUUUCUAAAGGAUUGAGUAAAUCUUUAUGGGAAUAUUACAAUAACCUUCGAGAAUUAACGAAAACUAUGAAAUUAAGUAUACCAACGCUGGCUGAUAAUUAUGCAAUGAGUGCAAUAUCCAUGCCACAAGAUGUUGACGACAAGAAAACAGGAUUGUCUGACAGUUGUUAUACGGAAGACUUGAGCGAGUUUUUCCUUAACAAUAGUUCUGAUGAACAAAGUGUUUGGCCAAAAGAUAAAUACGAAACUUUACUUUCAUUGACGAUGAAAGUAAAAUUAGACGAAGUACAAAAACUAAUAGUGCGAACGCUUAAAGAAGCUGAAAUUUUGGCCAAACAAUCUCGCAGAGACAGUAAAUUAUAUAGGGAAAAAUACCAGAAAGUUAGCCAAGAAUCAAGAGAUAAGAUUGCAUUUCAAAAUUUCAAAACCGAGGAUGUUGCACUUUUCUUACCUACUAGGUCAUCACCUUUAAAAACAUAUGCAGCCUUUAAUUAUAAUUGUCCAUAUUACUUUUUACGCGUUACGGACGCAAGCAAAAACAAAGAUUAUAUUAUUGGCAGAAUUAUAAAAAUUUCAGAUCAUAUCGCGCUACCAGAAUAUAAUCCUUAUGAACUGCCAGUUGGCGUCAAAUAUUAUAUUAUAGAUGCCGAUGAAAAUUGGCAGAGCGCAUUUAAUAGCUCACAUAGUAGACGUUAUACCAUAAAUACGUCAGAUACUGCAACUCGCAUUCAUAAAAAUCGUCAGAGCCUCCCUUCGCGUUCGCUAUCAUCAUCGGGCAUUAUUUCUAACGAC
Cetraspora pellucida is the source of this 3990-nucleotide messenger RNA. NCBI's taxonomy places the organism in Eukaryota, Fungi, Glomeromycota, Glomeromycetes, Diversisporales, Gigasporaceae. The record is from the annotation of a GenBank genome assembly.